Molecule: messenger RNA, 474 nt
Organism: Solanum lycopersicum (tomato)
Lineage: Eukaryota; Viridiplantae; Streptophyta; Magnoliopsida; Solanales; Solanaceae
Molecular function (GO): RNA-DNA hybrid ribonuclease activity; nucleic acid binding
Source: RefSeq, a predicted model, not a curated record
AUGAAUGUCCACGAGUUGUUGGUUAUUGGAGAUUCAGAUAUGUUGAUUCAUCAUGUUCAAGGAGGGUGGGCCAUGAAGAACCCAAAGAUUAUACCUUACGUGCAAUCUGUACUUAAGUUGUGUAAAAGAAUACGUAAGAUCGAGUUCAGACAUAUUCCCACAGUACACAAUGUGUUGGCCUAUGCUCUUUCCACCAUUACUUCAAUGAUCAAAUAUCCAGAUACUGAUUAUAUUGAUCCUCUAGAUAUAGAGCUGAAAGAACAUCCAGUCCUUUGUUCACAUGUUCAAGUAGAAUCGGACAGUUUGUCAUGGUAUUUUGAUAUAAAGAGGAGGACUCCCGAUUUUGGUCUUCUCAAGUGUGUCGAUGUUGUUGAAGUUGCAAAACUAAUUGAACAGAAAUAUCACAAAAGUAAAGUGCACAGUGAUUUGAUUCGAGUGCCGCCUCAUGAAAUUAAUGUUACGAGUUUACCUUAG